AUGGGCGCUUCACUCUGCACGCCGGAACACGAGCGAUGCACCUGUGGCUGGCAGUCGACUGUCCACCCGUACCUUUUCCCCUUGUGGGCGGUCAAAGUCUCCGACUUCUUGGAGAUGCGUGGCCCACCAGAGCCCCACAACGUGGUGCAAGAGCGUGGCCUGUUGCAUGAAUGGUACCCUGGCAUGUUUGUGAUUUUCGUCUCCCACCAGUGGCUCAGCUACGCGCAUCCUGACCCGCGUGGUGAGCAGGUGGAGGUGCUUCAAGAGGCGCUCCGGGGUGUGAUUGAUGGAACUUUGCAGGUGACGGAAGAUACCGUGUCCAGGACGGACGAUAUGAACCUGUCUGCAAACACACGCCGGCACAUCGCAAAUGGCUUCAUCUUCUUUGACUAUUUCUCCAUCCCCCAGAUCACGGUCCGGCAGCAUGGGGUGAAUGAGGAGACCACGAAGAGCGACGCGGCCUUGGCUGUUCGAAGCAUUCCAGCCUAUGUGGAGCUUUCCAAUGUCUUCGUUGCACUUGUGCCAGAGCUGACGCACAAGGACUCCUCUGACGUAGUGAAUUAUGCGUCAUGGCUUUCCAGAGGGUGGUGUCGCGCCGAGUUGUGGUGCCGGCUAUUGUCAAACAAGCUGGAAACCUCGGUCAUCGUGGUGUAUUCCCCGUCGGAAGCAGAGUUCAUGUUCCCGCUCGACUGGCAGCACAACAGCAUUGUGGAUGGGGACUUUACUGUUGAGUCCGAUCGUGCUGUCGUCGUUGAGCUCGGGGAAGUUGCUGUUGAAAGCAAGCUCCAGCACCUCCAAGCUCAUGGCCCCUUGGACCACUACCGCUUUUAUUCUGCAUUUCGGCCGAAGCUUCUACGUCAAGCACGGGUGGACCGUGAGGUGCAACAGUUCUUGCAUGAUUUCAAAUUCAGUAGUUUGGAGGAAGCUGCACAAGACAGGAGCAGCAUGAAUGCGGUGAUGUGCUCGGUAUUGUCUGGUGACACGGGCAUGUUGCGCUUGCUGGCAGAGAAGAGGGCGGACAUGAAUCAGCCCAUGCACGGCCUCGGUGACUUGGGGUAUUAUGAUACUCAGACGAUCCUCAUGGCGGCCACGAAGUCUUAUCAAGAACCAGCUGUACUGACCACGCUCAUUGAGCUGCGAGCGGAUCCCAACGCCCGCAACAGGACAGGUCUGCCGGCAUUGUACAUGUGCAGGUCCCCCGACCACGUGAAAGCCCUCCUGGAACACCGGGCAGAGAUGUCCCACUAUGCCUUGAAUGGUGCAGCAUCCUUUGCGGGCCCAGACACAGUCCAGGCGCUUCUAAGCGCCCGGUGUCAACCCGGCGGCAUGGGCACUGCUGUAUAUGGCCCUUUGCAUGCACUGGCCGUUUUCGGGCGGAGCAAUCGCCAUGCUGUUGAGUCUGCAAAGCUCCUGCUGGAGUGCCGCGCGGAUGUUAACAUGCGGUGCAGCCCGACAGGCAAGAUUCUCUCAGAUGCUCGCUGGUCUCGUCUCCGAGAGGCUCUUGUGGGCACCGCGAACUGCACCAUGCGGACCCGAUGGUUGGCUUCCAUGCCCGGCAUGUCACCCUUGGGCUGCGCAGCCUUCGCCGGACAUUGGCAGCUCGCGCAGCUGUACCUGGAUUAUGAGGCCGAGCCGUCCCCCAACGAUCGGGGCGAAUGGCCAGAAGAUCUGGCCCGCAACAAUCACCAUCAUCACCUUAUGCCCUUGCUGGCCACCUUCGCCACAUAG
This is a messenger RNA of Symbiodinium natans, 1728 nucleotides long. The record is from the annotation of a GenBank genome assembly. NCBI's taxonomy places the organism in Eukaryota, Dinophyceae, Suessiales, Symbiodiniaceae.